UGCAACCACAAGCACCCUCUGAAGCAACCGUCGCCACGCGAGGCUCCACUGCACGUCUCUCAGUCUGACACCGUCGUGACAGUGCUGCUGCGCUGCUGCUGGCUGGCUGUACGAUCACCCCCUCGCCUUUGGCUGCUGUCGUCGCUCCCCUUCUCUUUCGUCCGCCUGCUGUAGACGAGCGCCACUCGCGGGUGUGUGCGUCUGUUCACCCCCGCGUCGCCAGUGACAGGCAGCUUGCGCUGCUCGCUCGUGCAUUGUUUUGCCUGCUGCUGUGAGCGCACAGCUGCUGGCACACGUGUCUCGUCGCGUCAGAGCACCAGACAUCGUCUGUCUGUGCGCCUGACUGCCCGUCACCUGCCGUCGCUGCCGCGGCGCGUUCAGCACCCGCACCUUCCUCUCGGCUCGCCCGUCACGCCGCGCGCGCCGCGUCGGCUGUGUCAACGGACAUGUCGGCCUCACCUUCAGCGCCUGAGCCCGCGCCGCUCGCCACGGCGCCCGAGCCCGCCGCGGCCGAAGGCGGAGCACGUCGCAGUGCGCGCGCCAAGCGUCCGCCCGCCAAGCUCGCGGCCGACGCUGGCCUCGUCGCAGCCGCUCCCGCAGCCGCAGCUGCGUCGACGAGCAAGGCGCGCAAGGUCUCCGCGGCCGCUCGAUGGCCGACGCCCGAGGAGGAAGUCGAGGAGGACGACGAAGAGGAGGAGGAGGAUGGAGCGGUGUACUGCGUGUGUAGAGAGGGAGAUGAUGGGCGGCCGAUGGUGUGGUGCAGCGAGUGCGACGACUGGUUCCACUUCGACUGCGUUGGCCUGACGCAAGCCGUCGCCGAGACGCUCGGCGCCUACGUGUGCGCCUCGUGCAGCGCGCGGACGGGACGCGUGUCGAAGACGCUCGAGGACAUGGAAGCCGAAGCAGCAGGAGAGCCGGAGGGCAAUGACAGAGCUGCAUCUGCAGACAACAUGGCGCAGACGGCGGAGGGUGCUCUGGAUGCUGCGGCGCCAAAGAGCUCGCGGCGCAAGACGGGCGCCGCGCAGGCGCGCUACGGCGGCAAGCGCAAGGCGGGAGAGGCACUGCUUGAGGAGGACCAUGAGGGCGCAGCUGUUACUGCUGGCGCUGUCGUCCAGAUGACGGGGCCGACUGAUGGUGCUGGAGCUGCUUCUGCUGCCUCUGCUGCGUACGCGUCGCUACUGCCUCCGGGCGGCGGCCCCAGUGCCCGUGCGGGCCCGAGCGGCAGUGCCGGCGCAGCUUCGAGCAGCGGCGCCGCACGUCAGACGAAGAAGGCUCGUGCAGACUUGCUGCCGCCGGGCUCUUCCAAAGGUGCGGCGCCAUCGCGAGCACGUCCGACGAGCGCGGCCCGUCGCGUCUCGGCUGGCACUGGUGCCGUCGUCGGCAGCCCACUCGGCGGGCCCGGCGCUGCGGCGGCCCGCAAGAGCUCGACGGCCGGCACUGCGGCCAAUGCGGCGGCCGCGGCGGCAGCGGCACAGAGCACCAACGUGCGCAAUCAUGCCGUGCGGCAGUUUGCAGCGGUGCUCGAGCCCGUCUUUCUUGCGAACCCGCCAGCAUCUCCAGCGGCCGGCGCAGCGACGCAGACGGCGCCACCUGCUGGCGAGUCGGACGCCAAGCCGUCGUCGUCGGAUCUCAAGACGGACAGCCCCGCAGCGGCACCCAGUCCUUCCGCGGUCGCAAGCUCCUCAGACACGCCGGCGCCUCGGUCCGUCGAGCCAUCAGCGAGCGACAAGACUGCCGCAGCAAAGCGAGCCUCCUCCUAUGCCACCGUCCUCGAGGCGCGCGUCUUCGAGCUGCAUGCCGAGACGGGCAGCACGGGCGGCAAGGCACUCGCCGGCAAGCUGUACAAGGACCGCCUGCGGACGCUGCUCUUCAGUCUCAAGGACAAGAACAAUGCCUCUCUGCGUGCGCGCAUUGCCUCGGGCGACCUCGGUGCGCCGCAGCUGGCGGCUCUCUCGUCGUCGGAGCUGGCCAACGAGGAGCGCAGACUGGACCUCGAGCGUCGCAAGGCUGAGAACCUGCAGGCUUCGGUGCUCGGCAAGCGCGACGAGGGUCCGCGCCGCAAGAUGACGCACAAGGGAGAGGUCGACAUCGAGUACGACGCCGGCACUCAAGAUGCCGCCGAGGCAGAGGCCGAGGCGCGUCGCCGAGCAAAGCUGGCAAAGGAGCGCGACGACGCAGCGGCGGCCGCGUCGCCCUCCCUCGGCUCCGGCUCUACGCCGACAGCUGGCUCGCCAGUGAAGCGCGACUCGGUCUCGCGGCCUCGCGACGGUGGGCUGGGCAGUCCUGGACUAAGCAUGGGCUCUGGUCCGUGGUCGCCAUCGCUCGCAUCUCCCGGCCUCAAGUCCGAGCACUUCUCACCGACGCCUGCCGUGCCCUCUCCGACGCGCAGAGACACGCCGGGCAGCGCCACUGCCGCAACCUUCCCGCCGCAGAGCCCCGCCACGAACGACUUUGACUUUGGCAGCGUGUUCAGCGGACGACCAGACGGCGGCGAGACGAAGCAUGAGGACGACGCUGGCGAGCCCAAGACCGAGGGAGAUGGCCAGACGGGCGAUGGCCAGCUGGCGGAAGGCAGCAAGGACGCCGUCGAGGGCGAAGACUCGACGAUGGCCGACGACUUCAUCGACUCCUUCCUCGGCAUGUCGACGCCUCCACACGUGGCAGACGAUGCGGCACCCAAGACCGAGACUUCUGCAGCGCCCUCUACUUCUGCGCCUGCCAUCCCCCAGAAGAGCGAGUCGCCGUUCGGCGAGGUGCGCUGGCGCGGCGCCGUGAGCAUGCCGGAGGUGGGCGCUUGCAGCGGCGUCGUCUCGCAGCUCUGCGGACCUUCACUGGCCACUGGCUCUGGCUGGACUCAACUGCUUCCCUCGCCACACUCGCUCAUCGAAGGUCGUCUGCCGCGCAACACGGCAGAGGACUACCUCGUGCAGAGCCACCUAGCACCGCGCACCGAGCUCGUCGUGCUGGCCCUCUCGCCGUCCUUUGAAGCUGAAGGCCUGGCGCUUGCCACGAAAGCCGGCAGUGCUGGAGCCAAGGGUGUGCCGGAGAGCUCAGCGGACAAUGUCGCUGCAUUCGAGGAGCUCGUGGGCUGGCUAUACGGCCGCUCUCGCUACGGCGUCGUGGCUCCCGCUCCCGAAGCCCGCGGUACACUGGUGAAGGACUUCUACAUUGCUCCGCUGCCGCGCCACAUUGCUCUGCCCGAAUGGCUGCGCCUCGUCUCGUCCGAGUCGUCUGCUGCGCCGCAGCAUCUCGCCGCGCUCGAGACGCCACGAGAGGCAGACAUGUUCCUGCUCGUCGCAGUUCUCUUCAAGGGCGCCCUGGCCUCGCGCAACGGCACGGCCAAGCGCAAGGCCCCCCCCUCCACGACAUCCUCCCGUGCGCCUCACAGUGGUGCAUCGCCGGCUGCGGCGUCGCCCUUUGGCGCCGGCAGUGGUGGCAGCAGUCCUUUUGCACGGCCCGCGCCGACAGCCGCACUUUCUGGCGCUGCCAGCCCGCCGGCAUCUGCGCCAGAGACGGCGGCGCCUGCGGCCGCUGGCACUGCCUUCUCUCUCUUUCCCGGCGGCGCAUCGGCGCUGCAAGAGCUACUGCGCGCCGUCGGCGGUGGUGCCGGCGCCACGAGCAGCGCACCAAAUGUCUCUGUGCCGACUCCGACAUCGUCCACGCCCGCUCCCACCGCACCCGCCGCUACGAUGUCUGCGCCCACCGCUGCGGCUCUCUCGAACCUGCCGCCGCCGGAGCUGAACAACGUACUGACGACGCAGCCAGGCUUGCUGAGCCAGCUGCUAUCAAGCCUUGCGGCGCCGGCAUCCGCGGCUCCUGGCCCUGCGCCUGGUCCGCCGCCUGGACCGCCCCCGGGACCGCCGCCUGGCCCUCCGCCGCCGGCACCCUCCGUCAGCACGCCACACUACGCCAGCGGUCCGCCUGCUCCAGCUGCGCCUCACGGAAGCUACGGCGCGUACGGUCGGCCCGCUGCACCUGAGCACGCCGGCGGCUGGGCGCCUCCUGGGGCGCCCGGCCCUCCGCAGGGUCCAGCUGGCUGGGCUGCACCCCCUGGCGGGCCUCCAACGCCGUACGGUGCUCCUCCGACAGGCCCGCGAGCUGGUCCGGGUGCAGGGCAGCCCAACGCCUGGCCACCGCAGCACGGUGGACCAGCACAGCACCAGAUGCCAAUGGGCAUGCCACACCAGCCGCAUUCGCCCAUGGGCCCGCCUGGAGGGCACGGACAGGCGCCGUACGCCCAUGGCCCUCCCUUCGGUAGCCCGCCGUUCGGUGCUCCCGGCCCCCACGGCCCUCCUGGACCGCACGGGCGUCCGCAGCCGCCGUUCCACGCACCUUCGCCGCCUCAGCCGCCGCAGCCGCAGCAUCUCAUGCCGCCGGGCUCGGGCUGGGGCGGGCGUGGUGGCCGGGCCGGGCGACGCGGACGAUGAAGGCAGCGCGGGCAUCGCGCUCACGGUGCGCUCGUCCCGUCGCCCUCCGAUCUCCUUUUUGUCCUUGCCGCUUUCAGCUAGCCCUACACCCUGCAUCUUCCACCGACCCGGUCUCUCUACACCCGUUGUUCUACUCCGUCACUUGCACGCCGCUACCCCGUCACCUCGCUCAUACAAUGCAUCCACCUGCGUCUGUACUGGGCUCGGUGCGCGGUCACGGUCGACGUGGCUCCUGCGCGCGCGCAGGCUCGACGUCUGCGCCACCUCCUGUGCCGCCAGUGCGCCUCGGCCCGGAGUGGGGGCUGCGCGUACACCACUUGCCCUCGAGGCUGUCUCCUGUUCCGUUUCCCUACUCCUUUGACC
This is a messenger RNA of Tilletiopsis washingtonensis, 4790 nucleotides long. RefSeq lists its product as hypothetical. Gene Ontology annotation, cellular component: Set1C/COMPASS complex. NCBI's taxonomy places the organism in Eukaryota, Fungi, Basidiomycota, Exobasidiomycetes, Entylomatales. The transcript has 3 exons. The record is from RefSeq and is a predicted model, not a curated record. Gene Ontology annotation, biological process: positive regulation of DNA-templated transcription; DNA-templated transcription. Bases 447 to 4427 code for a protein of 1326 amino acids.